CAGUCAGUUGCAGACACGAAUUGAGUGGACAAGAUGACCAAGUUCCGUCCUUGUAUUGAUCUUCACUCCGGCCAGGUCAAGCAGAUUGUUGGCGGGACGCUGAGCAAUGUUGCCUCGGACCUGAAGACGAACUAUGUGUCCAAGCUCCCCGCCAGCCACUAUGCAGAAUUGUACAAGACGCAUGAUUUGCGGGGAGGCCAUGUGGUGAUGCUGGGGCCGGGCAAUGAUGAGGCAGCCAAGGAGGCCCUGAGGACAUGGCCUGCUGGUUUGCAGGUUGCGGGAGGGAUUACGGACAAGAAUGCCCAGUAUUGGAUUGACCAAGGUGCUGAGAAGGUCAUCAUCACAUCGUUCCUCUUCCCCGAGGGCAAGUUCUCUCUCGAGCGACUAGAAUCUGUUCUUGCUGCCCUUGGCGGCGACAGGUCCAAGCUGGUCUUGGAUCUGAGCUGCCGGAAGAAGGACGAUACAUGGUUUGUGGCCAUGAAUCGGUGGCAGACGAUCACCGAGAUGGAGAUCAACCAGGAAUCGAUCUCGCUGCUGGAGCCCUACUGUUCCGAGUUCCUGAUCCACGCUGCAGACGUCGAGGGUCUGCAGCAGGGUGUAGAUGAGGAGCUUGUCUCUAAACUGGCCCAGUGGUGCACUAUCCCCAUCACAUAUGCUGGAGGUGCCCGGAAUCUUCAGGACCUGGAGAAGGUGCACAGCAGCAGCCAAGGAAAGGUGGAUCUGACGAUUGGAAGUGCACUGGAUAUCUUCGGUGGAUCUGGAGUGACAUUUGACGAGUGUAUUGAGUGGAACAAGUCCCAUUGAAUGAUGUAUUAGGUUAGUCAAUUCUACUAGACAUGAGACAGAUGAUGUAUAUAUAUUGUGGCUAGUUGCGGAUAUGAAU
Molecule: messenger RNA, 883 nt
Organism: Aspergillus ibericus CBS 121593
Lineage: Eukaryota; Fungi; Ascomycota; Eurotiomycetes; Eurotiales; Aspergillaceae
Product: 1-(5-phosphoribosyl)-5- ((5-phosphoribosylamino)methylideneamino)imidazole-4-carboxamide isomerase HIS6
Exons: 3
Coding region: 34-804 (256 amino acids)
Biological process (GO): L-histidine biosynthetic process; L-tryptophan biosynthetic process
Cellular component (GO): cytoplasm
Molecular function (GO): 1-(5-phosphoribosyl)-5-[(5-phosphoribosylamino)methylideneamino]imidazole-4-carboxamide isomerase activity
Source: RefSeq, a predicted model, not a curated record